GUCCAAACUCCAAAUUGACUUUGAAGUUUAUGUGAUGGAAUUGAUGUUUGUAAUUUAGUAAGGAUUUAUCAAAAAUCAAAAUCGACCACAGAUUUUCAAUGGUAACUACCUAGCGCCUUGGUAGUUGUAAAUUAAUCAUUUUUUGUUAUAAAUUUACAUCAAUAAAGCUUUGCCCCAGAAAUGAGUAAAUCUUUGGAAGAUAAUUUGAUCAACAAAAUUAUAUCAGAAGACCAAGAUGCUAUCCUUUCUUACAUCUCUAAAGGUGCAAAUCCCAACAAAAUAACUAGUCAAGGCAAAACUUGUCUGGGGGAAGCUUCAAGUUUAGGUAAUAUCUCAAUUGUAAAAUUGCUACUUGAAGCCUGUAAAUCAGAAGGAACUAAUCAAAUUUCAUCCUAUGGUGUUUCAAAGAAAAAACACAGUGUUAAAUCUCAUAAAAGAAAAUAUAGAGGGACAGGGCAGCAUGAUGACAAUGUCAGUAAAUGUAAGAAUCGAACACACAGAGUUAAUGUUGAUUUUCAGAAUGAAAAAGGUAAUCUUAUAUCCAAUAGUACAAAAACUGAUAAGAAUCAAGGAUACUUUGUGAUUGUAAAUAGUGAUGGCUCUAGUAGUGAUGAAAGCAGGUUAAGUAAUAUUAUAUCCCCUAAGAGUUCCCUGGCAGCAACACCUUUAGCUGAAUUAGAAUGGGAUGAAGAUAUUGGAAAUGUUGCCCCCACAACAAGCGAAGAUGAGACAUGGUCAUCUAUGUAUAAGUGGUAUGCUGCUAUACUUGAGAAAUCUGGUGCCGCUAUAGCAGCAGCAACAAUGGUUUCAAACGGCUUAAAUCAACAAGAUGCAUUUAUGAGAACCGCAUUACAUUAUGCAGCUGAACAGGGUCAUACAGAUAUUGUUAAAUUACUAUUGGAUUCGGGAAGCAAAUUGGAUAUAACAGCAGGGGAUGGCCUUACAUCCCUGCACAUAGCCGUGAUUAAAAAUCAUAUUGAAACUGUUAAGGAGCUUUUGUCAGCAGGAAGUCAUGUUAAUUAUAAAACACAUGAGAAAAUGACUGCACUACAUUUUGCUGCAUCCAGAGGAUAUUUAGAUUUGGUAAAAAUUCUAGUCAACAGUGGAGCUUACUUAGAGGCAAGAGAUACAAAUGAGCGCACAGCAUUGUAUUUAGCAGCUGGAAGAGGACAUGUUGAUGUUAUAAGAUAUUUAAUAUCAUCUGGUGCCAAUGUUAAUGGUGAAGAAAUACAUGGUUACACUCCUCUAUGCGAAUCAGUUUGGCAAAGAUAUACAAAUGUAGUUGAUCUUCUAUUAAAGUCUGGAGCAAGGAUUACACAUUCCCAUAAACUUUUACACAAUGCAAUCUUACAAGGACAGGAAGAUAUAGUAACAAUGUUAGUAAGCCAUGGAGGAGGAAUAAAUUUACAUAAUGAUACAGGAGAUACUCCCUUGUUAUUGGCUGUACGUCUAUCACAGAUUUCAGUGGUAAAAAUACUACUACAGAAAGGUGCAAAUGCAAAUAUAUGUAAUAGUAUAACUGGUGCCAAUGCUCUUCACAUCGCAGUUGAGAGUGUGAAAUGUCCAAAUGAAUUCGAGGAAUUAAUAAUUUCAUUAUUGGACUAUAAAAUAGAUAUGAAUACGACAGCACUUACAGGCGACACAGCUUUAAAUCGAGCUCUGUUACUACAAAAGGAUGAUGCAGCAAUGAUUUUAAUUCAACAUGGUGCUGAUGUGAAUGCAUGUGAUUCACAGUCCUGUGGAUUAGACAAUUUAUCAAUAGUUAAUAGAAGGGUAUCAAAUAGCAUUGCAAGUUUACUUAUAAAGGCUGGUCAUUACCUACCAUUUUCUGAGUAUAGGGUUGAGAAUAAUACUUUAACAACUAGAGAAACAAUGGAUCAUUGGCUUCAUAGCAUUUGUAGAGAACCUUUAAGUCUAUUAGACCUCUGCAGAAUUAAAUUAAGAUUGUUUUGUAAAAAAAGACCUCUUCACCAAUAUAUAGACUUGUUACCUCUACCAAAGAGCUUAAAAACCUUUCUAAUGUUUAGAGAUGAGUGUAAUAUAUUUUCUUGUAGAUCAAAGGAAUAAUUUGGUGUGUGAAAAAGUUGAGUAAUUAUAUUUAUUAAUAAAAACGAAUGUACAUACAACAAUUAUUUAUUUAAACACUAGUGGGGUACAUAGUUAGUAAAUAGAAAUAUGUAUUAUUAACAUGUUUGCAAUUUCCAAAUAAGACGAUGAUUUUUUUUUGUAAAAGGUAUACUCGUCUAAAUUAAUGAAUCACAAGUGUAGGUGGUUGCAUUGAAGUGACUUGUUGAAAACGUAUUUAUAAAAAUAACAUAAUGACCUUAUCCAUAUAUCAAGUUCCGUAUAAUAAAUAAUAGGUAAAACUUUAUUCAUUCUUUAUCAGUAUAAAAAUAAAUAUUGUUUAUUUAUCCCAAAAAAUAUUACACAAAUUAUCGAUGCAGCAUUUAACCCCAUACCUGUGUUGUGACGCUCAAUCUCUUUCAUCAAUGUAGUGUUUAUUACUUCAUUUAAUAGACAGGUUUUAAGGCCUAAUUUUAUCUUGAUGCUGUUUCAAGUUUUACUAUAUUGAUUACUAUAAUAAUAGUUUCUAAUUAUUGUUAUGAAUAAUAUUGCAAUAAUAAUGUAAUGAAUACUUGUAGGUAUCCAUAGUUUGUAAUAAAUUUUUAAAGCAACUUCAAAUAAACUAUAUUACUGAAACCUUAUAGUGUAAUGCAAAAGUGAAUAGAUUUAAAUAAAUACUUAAUGUUAAAGAUUAAAAAAAAGUACCUAUUUAUCAUGAACUUGGCCUCAUAUCGUCAUUUAAAUCAAUAUAUUAAAUGAUUCUUGACAGAGAUUUUUUGGAUUAGCUAUUACAUACGAUAAUGUGAUUAGCCAUUACUCGUAGUUAUUAGGUAUAAAACUAUUCCAAACAACACCCAAUACAACACAUAAAAUUAUUUUAAUAAUAGCUUCAUAAAUUAGGUAAAAUAUUGCAAUGUGACAUAACUGACAGUGUUAUUUUUUCGGUCUAUGUGACGGUGUGUUAAUUUUAUGUUGAUAUUAAAAAUUUUAUGUAUGUUUGAUAGUUGCUUCAAACGCCAAUAAUUAGCAAAAAUACAUAAUAUAAAAAGGCUUGCGUAUAUUGUUGUUAUUCAUAAAUUAAACUUACUCAUUUGGUAAUUUAUUAAAAUUUAAUGAUAUUUUUAGGUAUUUUAGUGCCUGCAGGCUAUAACAAUAGGUAGUAAUAUUAUGAAUAUUUUAAAAUAGAUAUUGAUGAAAUACAGUGUAAUUAACAUGAUUGUGAUAUGUAAAAUCAUCUUAUCUAUUAUAACACUAAUCAAGCUGACAAUUGCGUAAUACAUUCAUUACAAAAAAUUACUCAAAAUUACUUUUGACUCAGACUUUCAAGAGGGAACUUUAAAAAACCUAAAACCUUUCGUUCGAAAACUUACAUAUACCUUGAAAUUUAUGUCAAUAAUGGAUGUUUAAGAUGUAUGUGAGUAUUUAACUCUCACUUAAUUCCCAAGUUUCUUAUGUUUGUUUUAUUAGGAUAAUCAUCCACAUCAGCCCAGUUGUUUUCAUUAAUUUCAUGGACACAGGCUUGUGAAAGCUUAGGCCUUAAUCAAUAUUUAAAAAUAUAGUUUACAGUGUCAAACAAAAACUUAAAACAAAAUAAAUCAAUUGAAGUUUUCGAAAGGAAGGUCCAUACUAUGUACAUAUCAGUAGAACAAUUGCUAUUAGUAGUGUAGGUAUGGUUAACAACAAGAGAAGUUUAAUUGUGUGUGUUUAAGCCAAGGUCUCUUCCAAAUAGUUUAACUGAGGAAUUGCAUAUUUUCUUACUAAAAGCAGUAAUAAUCAGAAGACCAAUGUAUUCAUUGCAAUAAAAGAAAUAUAACAUGUAUAAGACAACUUUUGUUGAUGAUUAUAAUGUAUUACACUAUGGUCCAUUAACAAAUUAAUAAAUAAUUUCAAAUAAAACAAUUAAGCUACUAAUGUAUGGUUGCAGUUUACUAGCAGACUAGGAAUAAUUUUUGAGCCACUUUAUAAUUUACGCUGUUUUUAGUUGAGGUUCCUUAAGAAUGUGCUCACGACGAAAAUGUUAGUGAAUACUGUCAGUUAGCUAAUAGGUCAAUAAAUGUAAUUCUUCAUAGGCUGCAAUCAUACUUUAG
Zerene cesonia (dogface butterfly) is the source of this 4151-nucleotide messenger RNA. RefSeq names its product ankyrin-2-like. The transcript has 10 exons. Bases 181 to 2067 code for a protein of 628 amino acids. Gene Ontology annotation, biological process: RNA processing; intracellular signal transduction. Gene Ontology annotation, molecular function: RNA nuclease activity; protein binding; RNA binding. The record is from RefSeq and is a predicted model, not a curated record. NCBI's taxonomy places the organism in Eukaryota, Metazoa, Arthropoda, Insecta, Lepidoptera, Pieridae.